This is a messenger RNA of Indicator indicator, 4997 nucleotides long. RefSeq names its product RB transcriptional corepressor like 2 (gene RBL2). NCBI's taxonomy places the organism in Eukaryota, Metazoa, Chordata, Aves, Piciformes, Indicatoridae. The coding region runs from base 1 to 3384 and encodes 1127 amino acids. The record is from RefSeq and is a predicted model, not a curated record. Gene Ontology annotation, molecular function: RNA polymerase II transcription regulatory region sequence-specific DNA binding. The transcript is spliced from 22 exons. Gene Ontology annotation, biological process: cell differentiation; regulation of transcription by RNA polymerase II; negative regulation of G1/S transition of mitotic cell cycle. Gene Ontology annotation, cellular component: nucleus; chromatin; transcription regulator complex.
AUGCCGGGGGAGGAGGAGGAGGACGCUGAGUCGGGGGUCGGGGGGGCGGCGGCUGCCGCCCCCUCCCCAACAGCCGAGGAGGGGGACACUCGCCAGCGCUACGAGGAGCUCUGCAGCAGCCUUAAUAUGGACGAGCGCGCCCGCUCCGAGGCCUGGCUUAGCUACCAAAGCAUGAAGCUCAACUACACUCUAGAGGGAAAUGAUCUGCAUUGGCUAGCAUGUGCCUUGUACGUGGCCUGUAGAAAAGCAGUUCCGACUGUGAGCAGAGGGACAGCGGAGGGAAAUUACGUAUCUUUAACCAGGAUUUUGCGCUGUUCAGAACAAAGCUUGAUAGAGUUUUUUAACAAGAUGAAGAAGUGGGAAGACAUGGCAAAUCUACCCUCCCAAUUCAGGGAACGAACUGAGAGAUUAGAGAGAAACUUUACUGUUUCUGCAGUAAUUUUUAAGAAGUAUGAGCCCAUUUUUCAAGACAUGUUCAGAUACCCCCAAGAAGAUCAACCUCGUCAACAGAGAGGAAGAAAACAGAGGCGACAGCCAUGUACUGUGAGUGAUGUUUUCCAGUUCUGUUGGGUGCUGUUUGUUCAUGCAAAAGGUAAUUUUCCUAUGAUCAGUGAUGACUUGGUCAAUUCCUACCAUCUCUUGUUAUGUGCUUUGGAUCUUGUGUAUGGAAAUGCUCUCCAAUGUCCUAACCGCAAAGAACUUCUGAAUCCUAAUUUUAAAGGUCUACCUGAAGACUUUCAUACUAAGGAUUACAAAGUGUCAUCUGAUCCUCCCUGCAUCAUUGAAAAACUGUGUUCUUUGCAUUACGGAUUAGUUUUAGAAGCAAAAGGCAUCAAGGAACAUUUUUGGAAGCCAUAUAUUCGGAAACUUUUUGACAAAAAGCUUCUAAAAGGAAAGGAUGAGAACUUGACUGGAUUUCUAGAUCCUGGGAACUUUGGAGAUAGCUUCAAAGCCAUCAACAAGGCCUACGAGGAGUACGUUUUGUCGGUAGGAAAUCUUGAUGAGCGGAUAUUUCUUGGGGACGAUGCAGAUGAAGAAAUUGGCACUUUAACAAGGUGCUUAAAUACAACUUCAGGAAUGGAAACAGCUGAACGAGUACAAGUGAAGGAUAAUUUGCAGCAGCACUUUGACAGAUCCAAAUCACUUAGGAUUACAACUCCACUUACUGGCCGCAAGUAUGUUAAAGAGAGCAACCCCUAUGUGACACCAGUUUCUGUUGCAACAUACAGUCUGAGCCGCCUUCAUACAAUGCUGGCAGGACUGAAGAAUGCCCCCAGUGAAAAUUUGGAGCAAAUACUCAGGACCUGUUCCAGAGAUCCUUCUCAGUCUAUUGCAAACAGGGUAAAAGACAUGUCUGAAGUGUACUGCCAAAGCAUGCAGGCUGAAGGAGAGUUCAGCAACUUUUCCAAAGAUGUUGUGAGUAAGCACUUCCGGUGUGCUGAGGUGCUAUACUACAAGGUCUUGGAGUCAAUCAUUGAGCAAGAAAAGAAGAGACUGGGAGACGCUGACUUAUCUGCAAUACUGGAGCAAGAUGUGUUUCACAGAUCUCUGCUGGCCUGUUGCCUUGAGAUAAUUGCUUUCACAUACAAGCCACCUGGAAACUUCCCCUUCAUCACCGAAAUAUUUGACAUUCCAGUUUAUCACUUUUAUAAAGUCAUAGAGGUUUUCAUCAGAGCAGAGGAUGGCCUUUGUCGGGAAGUAGUAAAACAUCUUAAUCAUAUUGAAGAACAGAUCUUGGAAAGCAUGGCAUGGAAGCAGGAAUCCAUACUGUGGGACAGAAUCAGAGAAAAUGAAAACAAAGUUCCUACUUGUGAAGAGGUAAUGCCACCUCAAUAUUUUGAGAGAUCAGCUGGGAACAGUGUUGUAGGUUCACCAUUGACACCAAGACGGAUAAACGAGGUUCGUGCUGAAAGUGGAGGACUCGGAAAAGGUCUCUCAUCCUCUCCAACUACCCUGUAUGACAGAUACAGUUCUCCUACAGCAAAUCCUACCAGGAGGCGACUGUUUGCUGAUAACGACAGUCCCUCUGACAGUGGAACACCAGGACGAGUUUCCCAGCAGCCUGGGGUCAGUACGGUGCCGGUUCAGAACAUGAAUCCUGAAGCCGUGUCAGUAACACCGGUGCCUGGCCAGACUCUGGUUACAGUCGCAACUGCCACCGUAACAGCCAACAACGGGCAAACUGUCACCAUACCUGUACAAGGUAUUGCCAAUGAAAAUGGAGGAAUAACUUUCUUCCCAGUCCAAGUUAAUGUAGGUGCACAGCCCCAGGCUGUCUCUGGUCCCAUUCAGCCUCUCAGUGCCCAGACUCUUGCUGGUACCCUGAACACUCAGAUGACUGGGGCAACUCUGCAGCUGCCAGGCCAGUUAACUGUUCAGCAGAUCUCUCCUGGAGAGCAGAGACAAAUGCAGCAGUUGACCACUGCCACAUCCACCAGGCCUCGGAAGAUGGGCUCACUUGCACUCUUCUUCAGAAAGGUGUAUCAUUUAGCUAGCGUCCGUCUGAGAGAUCUCUGUGUCAAGCUAGACAUAGCCGAUGAGCUGCGGAAGAAGAUCUGGACAUGUUUUGAGUACUCGUUGGUGCACUGCCCUGAAAUCAUGAUGGACAGGCACCUGGAUCAGCUGCUGAUGUGUGCCAUCUAUGUAAUGGCUAAGGUCACUAAGGAGGAUCAAUCAUUUCAGAACAUCAUGCGCUGCUACCGGACACAGCCACAAGCCAAGAGCCAUGUGUACCGGAGCGUCCUGAUCAAAGGUAGGAGACGCCGCUGCCACUCUGGCAGCAGUGACAGCAGCAGCCAACAGAGCUCACCUACGGACAGAAGCAAAGAGAUUAACAAAGAAAGGACCAGUCGAGACUCCAGCCCGGUGAUGCGUUCCAGCAGCACCCUGCCUGUGCCCCACCCCAACAGCGCACCCCCCACCCCAACCCGACUCACCGGCCCCAACAGCGACACAGAGGAGGAGGAGCGAGGCGACCUCAUACAGUUCUACAAUAACAUCUACAUCGAGCAGAUCAAGGAGUUUGCCCUGAAGUAUACUUUAAAUGCGGCUGACUCUCCUCCGCUCUCACCCUACCCCUUUGUAAGGAUCAGUUCCCCCCGCAGAGUGCAGCUGUCCCAGAAGCACCCCAUCUACAUCUCGCCACACAAAACUGAGUCUGCUCUUUCUCCACGAGAGAAGAUCUUCUAUUACUUCAGCAGCAGCCCAUCUAAGAGGCUCAAGGAAAUUAACAGCAUGGUUAGAACUGGAGAAACUCCAACAAAGAAGCGAGGCUUUCUCUUAGAAGAUGGCACUGAAGCACCAGCUAAGCGAAUCUGCCAGGAGAAUCACACAGCUCUGCUAAGACGACUGCAAGAUGUAGCAAAUGACAGAGGCUCUCACUGAGGCCCAAGGUUCAGCACAGCUAUUCCCACUCUGCUGCUCCAAAGGGUCGAGCUGCUUUGCUCAUCCCACUGCCACCAUGCCUUUGCAAGUGGCUUCAGACAGGCUCUCCUCCUCUCACCUCUGACCCUUUGUACCUGUCUGGAAGGGGCCUGAAGAGCAUCCUCCACAGUGCUGGGACCUUGAGGAUACCCUUCGAACCCUGUGACCCACCCUCACCCCAUGGUUAUGCUCAUCAUAAGGCAAGUGAUCCACCUCCAGACUUUGGCUUUGGAAAGCAGAUGAGGAGCUUUCCAGUGCUUGGAGAAGGCAUCACUACCAGCUUUGUACCUUGCAGCAGGUGUUUAACUCCCUUUGCUCUAAUCAGCAUCCUCACACUGUUUGCAGCAGUGUGUCACCACUUUAAUGUCUGGCCUACAAAGCUAUACCUGUGUCCGAAGUCAGUGCUGUGCUUGGGGAACUGUAUUCCACCCUCUCCUGCUUUUUGCAAUAGUGACCUCCACAACAAUAAUGACUCGCAAGGAAGAUUCCAGAUGGGAAGAAUCUGAAAGAAGCUGUCUGAACAGAUUUUUUCCAUAUUCAGGAUGUUUUGUGUGCCCAAUGUCAUGGGUUCAGCCACCUUGUUUUGCUUCAAUGUUUGGGCACCUUGUACAAAGGUAGAGGGUUUUGUUUAUGCAUUGUUUUAGCUGUGCAAUGUUUCCAAGUGAACUUAUGUUCCAGGGUGGCACUUUUGAUAGGGCUGUGAAGCAUCAGUUUUAAGGCAGAUUAGUUUUGCUGUAUAUUCGCAAUGGCACUUUCUAAAUGUGAAUAUUUUGUCAAAGGCUGAUUUGAGCUGGUUUUCUGUAUUGAUGCAAUUUGACUUUCGUAUUUAUUUUCAAAUUGACAUCCCAUAGCUCUCCCUCUUCAGCAAAUAGCAUUAAGAAUUCAUUCUGACUUGAUGUGUAUGCAGUAUGGAUGCAGGAAGCUUGGGAUGUUUGCUUUUUCAAGGAAUUUCAUAGGCUUGUAAUGUUUCUUCAGAUGACUUUUCUUGGGAGUCAGGAAGGGGCCACCUCACUUAGCCAUUGGAAGGACAGUGGUGUCCAUCUCUCCAAAUGUACUGUGCUUUUUGGUUUGUUUAUAAAGGACAAGGCUUGGCAGGGGCAUUACAAUGGACUGAAUCAGGCUGCCUGGGAGAAAUCUCUCCCCUACUAACAGGAUAAGGAAGUGGUGCAUAGUGGUGGUGCACAGUUUUCCUUGAAAAUAGCUGGGAAGUAUGUAUUAGGAAAGCACUGAACACAGAAAAUACCUGUACAGAGCACCAGUUCACUCCAUUUCACAACACAGCUGGGGACAGGGUGCUGUUAAUGUCAAGUGUAGCACAAUCAGAUUCCAGUUUUUAUAAAGGAAGCAAAAGUUCAAAGCUCCACAUUUUCAGUCAUUCCUGCUCCUCUGAAUAAUGGGAAAAUUUAAGACUUAAUUCCACUGUAAAAACUGAAGUAAAAUAAAAACAUCUUUCAUUCUUACCUGCGUAAUAAAAAGGCAAAAGUUGAGAAACUGUAGAUGUUCUGUAAAAAUAUUUAUAAAAAUACCCGUUCUUGUUACCGUGCACCCAGUUAUAUUACUUUGUAUGAGAAUAC